This is a messenger RNA of Brassica napus (rape), 1773 nucleotides long. RefSeq names its product protein SUPPRESSOR OF K(+) TRANSPORT GROWTH DEFECT 1. The record is from RefSeq and is a predicted model, not a curated record. Lineage: Eukaryota; Viridiplantae; Streptophyta; Magnoliopsida; Brassicales; Brassicaceae. Gene Ontology annotation, molecular function: ATP binding; ATP hydrolysis activity. Gene Ontology annotation, biological process: endosomal transport; vacuole organization. The transcript has 8 exons. The coding region runs from base 265 to 1557 and encodes 430 amino acids.
AGUUGGAAACAUCCUACACAUUGACGUUUUCGUUUUAUACACACAAACACUCGGCUGUUUUCUCCGACGUCAAAGUCGCCUUGUUCCUCAAUCCUCAUCUUUCCUCUAAUCAUCUCCCUUCCUUUAAUAAUACUUUUCCAGGAAAAUUUUCUGAUCAUGAAUCGUCCACGCUUCUAGGGCUUCCUCAAAUCAUCUCAAUUUCAAUUCAGCAAAAUUUCAAUUAUCGAUUAUUUUCUCUGCAAAACCCUAAAAAAAAAAAGAGCCAUGUAUAGCAAUUUCAAGGAGCAAGCGAUCGAGUACGUGAAGCAAGCGGUUCAAGAAGACAACGCCGGGAACUACAACAAGGCCUUCCCUUUGUACAUGAACGCGCUCGAGUACUUCAAAACCCAUCUCAAGUACGAGAAGAACCCUAAGAUCAGAGAAGCGAUCACGCAAAAGUUCACCGAGUAUCUCCGCCGCGCUGAGGAGAUCCGAGCUGUUUUGGACGAAGGCGGGUCGGGUCCUGGAUCUAACGGGGAUGCUGCUGUGGCCACGAAGGCGAAGAGUAAAGGGAAGGAUGGAGAUGGGGAGGAUAAGGAGCAGUCGAAGCUCCGAGCUGGGUUGGACUCUGCGAUCGUGAGGGAGAAGCCUAAUGUGAAGUGGUCUGAUGUUGCGGGGCUUGAGAGUGCUAAGCAGGCGUUGCAGGAAGCUGUGAUCUUGCCUGUUAAGUUUCCGCAGUUCUUCACAGGGAAGAGGAGGCCGUGGAGAGCUUUUCUGCUGUAUGGGCCUCCUGGGACUGGGAAGUCGUACUUGGCUAAGGCUGUUGCUACUGAAGCAGAUUCUACGUUUUUCAGUGUGUCUUCAUCGGAUUUGGUCUCGAAGUGGAUGGGUGAAAGUGAAAAGCUGGUAUCAAACCUUUUCGAGAUGGCCCGGGAGAGUGCUCCGUCAAUUAUAUUCGUUGAUGAGAUAGAUUCUUUGUGUGGUCAACGUGGGGAAGGUAAUGAGAGUGAGGCUUCAAGACGUAUCAAAACAGAGCUUCUUGUUCAGAUGCAGGGUGUUGGACACAAUGAUGAGAAAGUCCUUGUACUGGCAGCAACAAACACACCUUAUGCUCUUGAUCAGGCUAUUCGGAGACGUUUUGAUAAGCGUAUCUAUAUCCCUCUACCGGAUGUGAAGGCUCGGCAGCACAUGUUCAAAGUGCACCUGGGAGAUACUCCUCAUAAUUUGAAUGAGUCUGAUUUUGAAUAUUUAGCUCGCAAGACAGAGGGAUUUUCUGGUUCAGAUGUUGCUGUUUGUGUGAAGGAUGUUUUGUUUGAACCUGUGAGGAAAACCCAAGAUGCCAUGUUCUUUUUCAAGUCAGCUGAUGGGACGUGGAUGCCAUGUGGCCCUAAACAAUCUGGUGCCAUUCAGAUUACGAUGCAAGAUUUAGCAGAAAAAGGGCUCGCGGAAAAGAUUAUUCCACCGCCCAUCUCAAGAACAGAUUUUGAGAAGGUAUUAGCAAGACAGCGACCAACAGUGAGCAAGUCUGAUCUUGAGGUCCAUGAGAGAUUCACAAAGGAAUUUGGAGAGGAAGGUUGAUCAUUGAUCAUAUGAUGGUUCAGCAUCUCUCUAGUGUCAGGGGGAACCUCAAGCUCCUGAUUAUUAUGUGUGUACUAAUAAGAACAAAUCGACUCUUGUUUCAUCCACAUCAUUGAAUUUUCUUUAUUUUAACUGUAGAAAUUAUUUCAGAUAUGAAAUUCGCUCUUGGUAUAUAUAUAUUCAUAAUCUACCAAUCUAAAUACUCAUCAAAUUAAA